Messenger RNA from Poeciliopsis prolifica (blackstripe livebearer), 4381 nucleotides. Its product is annotated as mucin-2. The record is from RefSeq and is a predicted model, not a curated record. The transcript is spliced from 15 exons. Gene Ontology annotation, biological process: cell-cell junction assembly. Bases 1 to 3285 code for a protein of 1094 amino acids. Lineage: Eukaryota; Metazoa; Chordata; Actinopteri; Cyprinodontiformes; Poeciliidae.
AUGAGUGACAGGAGAGAGCCACCUGUAGCAGCCCGGAGGAGACGCCACCUGGACCGCACCGUUAUAUUCCCCACGGCGGCACACGGAGCGCCUCAAAGCCACAGCUUCCUUCCUCUCACUCAGCAGCUCCGGAAAAAUCCCCUGCAGAGCUGCGACAUGCCUCCACGAUGCCUGCUCGUCGUUUUUCUCUUCGGGAUUGUCUCCAAAGCACAAAUGACAACGGAGCCUCCUACUGCUACUGAUGGUCACAACAUAACCACAAAUUUCCUUACCACAGUAAUAGGCAAUGCAACUACUGAACACAACACAAGAGAAACAACUGGAACUUCAUCAACUUCUCAAGCGAUAACCAUGACAGAUACAGUCACAAGGAACAGUACUGAGAAGAUCACCACAGGAAACCUUGCAGAAAACCCAACUACAAAUGUGCAGAUCACAUCAACAAGCAACAGUAUGCCUACACAAUCUGCACAAGUUCAAACUUCAGCAACAAACAACAACAUGACUAUACAACCUGAGACUACACAAACUCAGACUACAGCAAUGGGCAACAACAUGACCACACAAGCUCAGACUACAGCAAUGGGCAACAACAUGACCACACAAACUCAGACUACAGCAAUGGCCAACAACAUGACCACACAAACUCAGAUUACAGGAAUUGGCAACAACAUGACCACACAAACUCAGAUUACAGGAAUGGGCAACAUGACCACACAAGCUCAGACUACAGGAAUGGGCAACAACAUGACCACACAAGUUCAGACUACAGGAAUUGGCAACAACAUGACCACACAAGCUCAGAUUACAGGAAUGGGCAACAUGACCACACAAGCUCAGACUACAGCAAUGGGCAACAACAUGACCACACAAACUCAGAUUACAGGAAUUGGCAACAACAUGACCACACAAGCUCAGACUACAGGAAUGGGCAACAUGACCACACAAGCUCAAACUACAGGAAUGGGCAACAACAUGACCACACAAGCUCAGAUUACAGGAAUGGGCAACAUGACCACACAAACUCAGAUUACAGGAAUGGGCAACAACAUGACCACACAAACUCAGACUACAGGAAUGGGCAACAACAUGAGCACACAAGCUCAGACUACAGCAAUGGGCAACAACAUGACCACACAAGCUCAGACUACAGGAAUUGGCAACAACAUGACCACACAAGCUCAGACUACAGGAAUGGGCAACAACAUGACCACACCAGCUCAGACUACAGGAAUGGGCAACAACAUGACAACCCACACUGCACAAGCUAGCACUACAGUGACAAACAGCAACAUGACAACGCAAGUUCAAAUUACAAUGUCAAACAAUGACACAACUGCAGCUGUUUCAACCACAAUGUCAGGCAACAACUCAACUACAGAUGCCCUGACCACAGUGACAAACAACAAUGUGACUACAACGGUUGCAAUUACACCGACAGUCACUGACAUGACUACAAAUGCAUCAAUUGCACCAACAGUCAACCACACAACUGCAAGUACACCACUUGACAAUGAUACAGCAACGACAACUACAAACAGCCACACCACCGAAAACGUGGCAACUACAACUAAUGAAAACACUACAGGCACAUUUGUCACAGUCACAAACAAUGUCACAGCCACUACAAGUGACAAUGUGACUCUAAGUCCACAAAUCACACCUGUCACUCACUUCCCAACUACGGAUACCUCAGACAAUCAUACAGCCACUACAUCAGUUACAGAGAUGGGAAACACCACAACUUUAAUCACCAGUACCCCACAUUCUAGCAACAUGACAACAACUAUGAACUCAGCUACCUCAGAGCAAGCUAAUACAACCCUAGCAAGCUCUCCUGGAACUUCUGAGACUCCUGCAUCAACCAUCAUAUCCUUUACUUCGACUGACACCAAAAACAUGACAGACUCUUCGCCCACCAGCACCCCUUCUCCUACCAGCAACUUCACAGGCACUAGCUACACUCCCUCAACCGGCAAUGCCACCACCCUUAGUUCUUCACCAGCAACCUCAGCAGAGUCCAAUGUUACUAUGGGAAAAACCACUACUACCAUGUUACCGACAAAUUCACCCGCCAACACCACUGAGAGCCUGAACACCAACACUCCUACCUCCACCGAUGGGACCACCGAGAUUUUCACCACCUUUCGGACAACAGAGGGAAUCACCAGCAGCUUCCCCACUGAGGCUCCGACCACUCCCAGUCCUGUAAUCGUGUGUCCCUCUGUCCCCUGUCCUGUUCAAAGCGUCUGCCUCAACGGCACUUGCCAGUGUCUCUCUGGCAACUACCUACUCAAUGGACGUUGUGUUCCUGCGCAAGUAUUCCCAGGCAGGCUUCAUUUCCUGUCUUUAACAUUUGAAGAUCAAAUGAGAAACAGGUCCUCCAGGAUCUUUCAGGAGACAGCAGCAAAAGUCUCAGCAGCACUCAGAGACGUCCUGAAAAAUCAGCCUGGAUAUAGACGAACAGAUGUUGUUCAGCUCGAACCUGGUAGUGUGAUAGCGAGCGUAAAUAACAUAUUUGAAGACAGCCCUGCCACUCAAACCUCUGUUGAUAAGAUCAUCAGAGAGGCUUUAAAAAACCCUGAAGGACUUCUGAGCAAUGCCACAUACACAGGAACCAAUCUGUGUCAGGUGGAGCCGCUACCUUGUGAUGUCUCUAGUACAAAAUGCACACGUGUAAAUGGCCAAGCUUCUUGCUCCUGUAAAGACGGUUACAUCUCCAUGAUCUACUCCAACACCAGCUGCAAAGCUUGUCCAAGUGGACAGCAGGCAAUACAGGAUAAGUGUGAAACAUGUCCAUUUGGGUAUGCCGGUUUCAACUGCAAUGACUCGUCCCUGCUUGCAGUGGUGGUCAUCUCCUGUGUGUUAGGAGGAGUUCUCCUCAUCCUUGUUCUGGCUUUGCUGGUUUACUGCUGCUGGAAGAGAUGUUCAAGGACCAACCCUGACCGCAACAUCAGUCCAUACUCUGAUGAGUUAAACAAGUCAUGGCCUGUUGGCAUCACCCCAAUCCCACGUGCCAACACACACUGGGAAUCAGCUGGUUCCAUAGAGAUGACAGAAGGGGGCAGCACCAACAUGCUGGCGGACAAAAAGCCAGAGAGCAAUGGCUUUGGUGCACAGCUGAAGCCGAAAAGAUGGAAAAAGUCAGGAUCGUACGAUCUGAAUCCAGAGGAGAUGAAGACCUUCAAAGGUAAAAACACGUCCCGUUACUCUUAUCUGGUCGAAGGGCACGAGAACCCCUACUUCCUUCCUGGUGAUGAGAAGAGAAAGUCCACAAAGAAAUGAUGAUCAAAUUCUCUGGGACAACUGGAGAACUUUCAGUCUAUCCAAGCAGGUCCAUUCAAGUUGAGAUGUUUUUAUUGUUAUUUUUUUGUGUGUCUGAAUCAUGUCUGCUUUUAAGAAGUCCAGCUAGCAUUUGUCAACUUUACUCAUCAAUAUCAACUCAGUUUUCGUUUUUCACCUGUUUAUUUUUUGUGUUUUGUUUUUUGUAAUAAUCAUGCCUCCUUUGCUGAUUGCACUAAAGUUUACCUCAACUUUGAUCAUUUUGAAGGUGAAUUGAAUGCUAGUUUUAUAAAGUUACUGUAGCUAAUCUUCAGAAUGGGAUGAUCACUUUAUAGAAAAACAACUCUUGUACGACUAAAAGGGCUGGAUCCCUGGUUUGAAUAUUUUUUAAAAAUGUUGUACCAGUCUAAUGCAGAGAGUAUUGCAGAAUGUGCCUGGUUUAGUGGUCCGUUUUACAAAUAGGAAACAUUAUGCAACGCUGGUGAUAAAGCCUGUCUCCUGGAUGUGCCAAUUACCACUUGUAUACUUUUUUGGAGGGAGAAUCUAUAUUAAUAUAUUUAUCUUUAUGUGGCACACACUGUUUUAUAAGUGACAUUUUGUUUUGUAAAUAUUUUAAAAUUGAGUGAGAGUGUGUGUGAGAGUGUGUGUGUAUGCGUGGACUGACUGGUGAAAUAAAAUAAUUUAAACACAUGAAAUGUGUCAUCAUUACUGCAUUUGACUAAUAAAACACACCAACUUAAAGAGGUUUUUCCCUAUUUAGUAGACUUUGUUUUUAGCCCAUUGUUUUGUUGUUAUUCAGGUAUUGGUAAAGGAAUUAUUUAAAGUUAUCAAAGAACAUAUAUUUUCUGACAACAGUUUCAGUUUUACUUCCUGUUUUAUUUUGAAAUGCUUAGUUUUGGUUAAUCUAACUUCCUGUUUUUGGUUAGUAAUCACUCUCACCUGAGUAGCAGUCAUCUAGUCUCUACCUCAGUACCUGUUUGCACACUUAUUUUAAAAUGAAACUUAUAUUUGCUUUUACUGGAACUUUUUUAUUAUUAUUAUUAUUUAUCUGGUUGCAUCCCGAUAUUUGAUUUGAAUAAAGAUUUGUACAUUUUCCCUC